Panicum virgatum (switchgrass) is the source of this 1061-nucleotide messenger RNA. RefSeq names its product dehydration-responsive element-binding protein 1A-like. Lineage: Eukaryota; Viridiplantae; Streptophyta; Magnoliopsida; Poales; Poaceae. The record is from RefSeq and is a predicted model, not a curated record. Bases 183 to 893 code for a protein of 236 amino acids. Gene Ontology annotation, molecular function: DNA-binding transcription factor activity; DNA binding. Gene Ontology annotation, biological process: regulation of DNA-templated transcription. The transcript has a single exon.
UGGCCCUUCCCGCGCUUGCUCCCUUCCCGCGCUUUGUACUCUGCUCCCAUCCUGCCACCACCUAUAAAUAUCCGCCCGCAAAUCCACCAUUCGCAUCCCAAAUCCACCGGAGACACUACUCACUCAGAACCAAGGCGACCAAACAUCUUCGAGCUAAGCAACCGAGAGAUGAUAAGACGAAGAUGUGUCCGACGAUCAAGAAGGAGAUGAGCGCCGAGUCGAGCCCGCCGUGCUGCAGCUGGGCGUCGACCUCAACCUCGUCGCCGGAGCAGGCGCACCACCAGCAGACGGUGUGGACGUCGCCGCCCAAGAAGCCGGCGGGGCGGACCAAGUUCCGGGAGACGCGGCACCCCGUGUUCCGCGGCGUCCGGCGCCGCGGCAACGCCGGGCGGUGGGUGUGCGAGGUGCGCGUGCCGGGCCGCCGCGGCUGCAGGCUCUGGCUCGGCACCUUCGACACCGCCGAGGCCGCGGCGCGCGCGCACGACGCCGCCAUGCUCGCCAUCGCCGGCGCGGGCGCCUGCCUCAACUUCGCCGACUCCGCGUGGCUGCUCGCCGUCCCGGCCUCGUACGCCAGCCUCGCCGAGGUGCGCCACGCCGUCGCCGAGGCCGUCAAGGGCUUCCAGCGCCGCGAGGCGCUCUCGGUCUCGGAGGACGACGCCGCGUCGUCGUCGGCGCCCUCCUCCCCCGCCAGCGUCGAACUCGACGGGCCUUCCACCGACGGGGAGGAGUCGCCCUCCCCGGCUUUCGAACUGGACGUGUUCAACGACAUGAGCUGGGACCUGUACUACGCGAGCAUGGCGCAGGCGAUGCUCAUGGAGCCGCCGUCCGCGGUUCAGGCGUUCGGAGACGACGGCCUCGCCGGCGCCGGAGAUGUGCCACUGUGGAGCUACUAGUGGAACUGAAGCCAUUGCACUUGGAAUUUCACAAAUUUGUUUCUCUUGGCUGCCGAUGCCAAAUUUUUGAGACCGUAGUGGUUAGUGGUUGCUAAUUCUGGUAAUGAAACAGAGCAAGUUGGGAAUAGAAAAACAGAGCGUUCCACCGCUCAACCUUGGACUGCGAUA